AACGGAUUCGAACCGGCGUCCUGUGCGUCUUCAAAGAGGUCGCCGAGCUGGCACACACUGGCAUCCUCACUCACCACAUAUUUACGAGGCUCAUUCCACGGACCGAAGUAUACGUCCAACGCAACUUCAUUGGGCCCCAAUGUGAUCUCACCAUGGUCCUCAGCUUCGUCAUUGGGACUCAGUCCGGACUCCAGCGCGGCGGACUCCAGCGCGGCGGACUCCAGCGCGGCGGACUCCAGCGCGGCGGACUCCAGCAACGGCGUUUCUCUCUCAGAUACGGAGCCAGUGGCCGAGCUGUCGGUUCGUUCCCCUGAAUCAUCGACUACUGAAUCGUCGGCUGGUCGGUCUAUUACCGAUUCCUCAUCCUUCCCUUCCCUCCUCAUCCUUCCGUGGUCCGUUUCAUGUGUAGCAAGUUUUUUGAGGACCACUGCGACAGGCAUCAAUUGUGGACCGAAAGUCCAAGCCCUA
Molecule: messenger RNA, 468 nt
Organism: Gregarina niphandrodes
Lineage: Eukaryota; Apicomplexa; Conoidasida; Eugregarinorida; Gregarinidae
Exons: 1
Source: RefSeq, a predicted model, not a curated record